UCAAUGUUACUGAACAAAAAGUUCUAUGGGUAACAUUUUCACAAUUACUGAUCUAAGUAAUUGCAUGAGAAUACAUUACCAUUACAAAUGGCAGAAGAACGAAAGAAAUCUAUAAGAGUUACUGCAGUUGGAGACGGCGUUAUUGGGAAGACCUGCUUACUGAUAACUUACACUAAAGGAGUUUUUCCUUGUGAAUAUAUACCUACAGUUUUUGAAAAUUACACAGCUAACAUAUUAGUAGAUGGAUGCACACACAUUUUGAACGUUUGGGAUACAUCAGGUCAGGAGGAUUAUGAUAGGUUGCGGCCACUUUCUUAUCCAAAUACUGAUUGUUUCCUGCUGUGUUACUCAAUUAGUAGUCGCGAUAGUUUCGACCAUGUGCAUUCAAAAUGGUAUCCAGAAAUUCGGCAUUAUUCACCAAAAGCACCAAUAAUCUUAAUCGCAACUAAAAUCGAUUUGAGAAAUUCUAACUCCCAUGGUUUGGUGACAUUUGAAGAAGGUCAAGCAAUGCACAAAAAGAUCCGAUCAAGUGAUUUUGUAGAAUGUUCAGCACUUGAAUAUACAAAUGUGGAUAUUGUUUUCAUAAAGGCAGUUCGAGCUGUGUUGCAAAAGGAAAAUGCCGCACGAAAAUUAAAAUGUAAUCCGAGUGGUUUAAGUGACCGCAUACUCGGUGAAGUCGCUCUGGAGGCACAAGGUGAGACGGAUCGAGUCCAACUGCAGGCAACGACGACCAACUCUGAAGCAGAAAAAAUGGAGCAGUGCUGGUGGCUGGCUGUUGGCAGGCGCGGUGGGUCCUGA
Messenger RNA from Ctenocephalides felis (cat flea), 798 nucleotides. RefSeq names its product ras-like GTP-binding protein RhoL. Gene Ontology annotation, biological process: small GTPase-mediated signal transduction. The coding region runs from base 88 to 798 and encodes 236 amino acids. Gene Ontology annotation, molecular function: GTP binding; GTPase activity. NCBI's taxonomy places the organism in Eukaryota, Metazoa, Arthropoda, Insecta, Siphonaptera, Pulicidae. The record is from RefSeq and is a predicted model, not a curated record. The transcript is spliced from 5 exons.